Messenger RNA from Ananas comosus (pineapple), 3691 nucleotides. Its product is annotated as pentatricopeptide repeat-containing protein At1g52620. NCBI's taxonomy places the organism in Eukaryota, Viridiplantae, Streptophyta, Magnoliopsida, Poales, Bromeliaceae. The record is from RefSeq and is a predicted model, not a curated record. Bases 129 to 2552 code for a protein of 807 amino acids. The transcript has 5 exons. Gene Ontology annotation, molecular function: protein binding.
UUAUGCGUGGCCGUAAGUUACAGAGCGUCGUUUUCCUCUCCGGUUGUGUGUUGUCCUCGGCAUAAAUCGCUCGCUCCUCUUCCUCUUUAGCAGUCUAGCUCCGCUCCGUCCCCUUCGCCUUCCUUUUCAUGUCCAAAACCCUACUCCCUCUCAUCAAGAAACCACUCAAACCCCCCUCGAAACCCUCCCUCCAUCGCCGAACCCGUAGCCUCGCCGACUACGUCGCCCAAACCCUAAAAACCCGCCACUCCAAUCCCCAUUGGGAGCAAACCCUAGAAGAGACCUUCCCCCACGAUGCGGAGCACCUCGCCCCCGUCAUCUCCCUCCUCCCCGACGCCGAUUGCGCCCUCGCCUUCUUCGACUGGGCUCGACGCCACCGCCCCCUGGAGUGCACUGAAUCCCCCCACCCCCUCGCCUACUCGGCCCUCCUCCGCGUCCUCGCCCGGUCCCGCCGAUUCCCAGAGAUCGAGCUCGCUCUCCGGGCGAUGCGGGACCUCGAAAUCGCCCCGACCGGCGAUGCCUUGAGCGAUCUUGUUGCGGCUUAUUCGGAUUCCGGCAUCGAAGAUAAGGCCUUGGAGGUAUAUAGAGUGAUGCGGGAGCAAGGUGGUUUCUUUCCUGAUGUUUCUGAUUGCAAUUGUUUGCUUAAAUUGCUUGUAAAUCGGGGGCGAUGCGAUAUUGCCCUUAAGGUGUAUGACGAAAUGGUCAAGAGAGAUGGGGGGGCUGAUAACUACAGCACUUGUAUAAUGGUGAGGGGUUUGUGUACAGAGGGGAGGAUGGAGGAGGGAAAGAAGUUGAUUGCGGAUAGAUGGGGAGUCGGGUGCAUCCCCAAUGUCGUGUUCUAUAAUACCCUAAUCGAUGGGUACUUUAGGCAUGGGCAUAUCAAGGAAGGAUACAGGAUAUUUAGAGAGAUGCAGUUGAAGGGGUUCUUGCCCACGUUGGUGUCUUAUGGUAUCGUAAUCAAUGGGCUUUGCAAGAAGGGGAGAUUAGCGGAGAUCAGCCGGUUGCUUUCAGAGAUGAAGGCACGAGGGGUGCGCCCAAAUGUGCAGAUAUACAAUAAUUUAAUUGAUUUUCAGUGUAAAUAUGGUUCAGUUGUUCAAGCAAAAGCUGUUCUUCGGAAAAUGAUAGCGGAUGGCUGCGAACCGGAUGUUAUCACAUUUAAUGUUUUGAUUUCUGGUUUUUGUCGAGAAGGAAAGGUUCGCGAGGCUGAGCGGCUUUUGAGGGAGGCAAUUGGCAGGGGAUUGGGACCUAACGAGUGCAGCUAUACUCCUCUGAUCCAUGCUUAUUGUCAGAUAGGAGAGGUGGCUGUCGCACUGACUUUACUUGUUGAAAUGAUGGACAAAGGGAAAAAGCCGGACUUGGUAACAUUUGGGGCUUUAAUUCAUGGGCUUGUUGUUGUGGGGGAGGUAAAGGAGGCUUUGGCAGUCAAAGAGAAGAUGAUAGAGCGCAAUGUGAAUCCAGAUUGCGAAAUAUAUAAUGUUUUAAUAAGUGGCCUUUGCAAGAAAGGAAUGCUUCCCUAUGCUAAGAAGCUUCUAGCAGAGAUGCUUGAUCAAAAUGUCAUGCCAGAUGAGUUUGUCUAUGCCACAUUGAUUGAUGGGUUCAUCAGGAAUGAGAAUCUUAGCGAGGCGAAGAAGAUUUUCGAGUUCAUGGGGAAAAAAGGGAUCAGGCAUGGGGUUGUUGGCUACAAUACUAUGAUCAAAGGUUACUGUAAGUUUGGAAUGAUGAAUGAUGCAAUUUUAACCAUGAAUAAUAUGAGAUGGGAUGGAUUUUUCCCUGAUGAGUGUACAUAUACCACAGUAAUUGAUGGUUAUGCUAAACAAAGUAACAUAGAUGGGGCUUUAAGGGUAUUAGGUGAUAUGACAAAAAGGAGAUGCCAGCCAAAUGUUGUAACAUACUCGGCCUUAAUCAACAGUUAUUGUCAGAAAGGUGAUACUGAAACAGCUGAAGGGCUUUUUAAGGAUAUGCAUAUUCAGGGCCUUUCUCCUAAUGUCGUUACGUACACCAUCCUCAUUGGCAGCUUUUUGAAAAGUAGUCUAGUAGUUAAAGCUGGCGCAUUCUUUGAAAAUAUGUUGCUUAAUAAGUGUUGUCCUAAUGAUGUUACAUUUCACUAUUUAAUCAAUGGUCUCACUAAUAAUAUUGCUUGUUUUACAUCCAUACCUGGUCAAAACCUUAAAAAGCACUCUGAGCUUGGAAUUCUAGAUAUUUAUAGAAACCUGAUAACUGAUGGAUUUGAUCAUAAGACUGCAGCAUAUGAUGUUAUUAUAUUUUGUCUUUGUAAGUAUAAAAUGCUUAGAAAGGCAUUAGAGUUGAGAGAGAAGAUGAUUAAGAAAGGCUGUUUGCCUGAUUCCGUCACAUUUCUUUCGCUGCUGUAUGGAAUCUGUGUAGAAGGAAACUCAGAAGAAUGGAACGGUAUCCUUUCUUUUCAAUUUCAACCAAAUGAACUUGAGAUAGUUUUUAGAUACAAAAGUUUGUUGGAUCAGCACAUAUCUCAAUCAGUGAGUUCUGAGGCCUCUCGGGUUUUGCAGUCAUUGCUUGAGGAGAGUAUGCUUUCAUGAGUACCGGCAUGUGGAUGUGCUAGUUUUUGACUUUCGGUUGCUGAAAUCAUUUCUUGAGGUAAGAGUUGACUUGCCUUGAGGUUUAACAAUGGUGAAGGAGAAGAUUCCCAUGGUUUAUGCUUGAUUUGGAAAAAUUUGAAUUACAUCUUCCUCUGGGAAGUUGUGGCUACUUAGCUGCUGUAACUCAUUUCUUUUUCUAUCACAAAAAUAGGCAUAUUUGAGAAGGCUUGUAAAACUUGUAUAAAUCUCUCUGGAAGGUCAAUUGUCUCCUUAACAGAGGAGAUAUCAAUGUCUGAGCUUCUCCAGUAAAGGGAGGCUCACAAAAUGAACAAAGUGUGGCGCCUGAAAUAUGGAAAGAAAUAAACUUGGAGACACUAAGAGUGAUGAAAGUUCAUGUCACGAUAAGGAAUUUAUGUCAUUCAGUAUUUGAUUGACUAAAAUCAACUGAGCCCUACUUGUCUGAUAUGACAUAUGAACAUGAUGAGACAUAGCAAAUGGUGAUUGCCGAUAUUUCUCAAGUCUAAAAUAUUGUCUACCCCAUGCUGUAUAUGCCAAACAGUGACAUGUUCUAGUAAGGAGUUUGCUUGUGUAAGAGAAACUUCCAACUGGUGUAAGAUGGAAACCAUGCAGCAGUGGCUUAGUUUUAUGAUGAUCCUAUAGGCAACUAUUGGAGGCAUCUCUUGCAGCUUUUGACUUGUGGAUCAGCAUUUCUCACCUUAACAAUUACUAGUAGGCUCCCUUCCCGCCUACGCCACCAAACAUGUGCACAUGCUUGCCUACAAAUUACAUGCUUGACAAUUGGACCUUAUCUGCUUGUAGACAAGCAAGCUUCGGUUACUAUCUAAUACCUCUUCUCUAUCUUGGGGGGGAACAACGAGGGGGUCUCGCUGAGCACUAGCAGAAACUUCAUACCAGCAGAAGCUUCGGUAUGAAGUUUGUACUCUUUUGUUUUGGGAAGCUAUUGGUAGAUUCCUCAUGUUUCGAGGGCUUUACACAGUAUAGCAGGUACUUCACAGUAUCUUUCACUGAUGGUUGUUCGUAUCCAGAUUUUUUCGCAGUAUCUUUCACUGAUGGUUGUUUGUAUCAAGAUUUUUUUGGGUUCAUAGCUAAAGGACAAACCUUGCCCUAUUUCCAGUGUC